GGCAGAAUCAAUAAAGUCCCCAACAGAAUGAGUUUUUUUUGCCCCGUGGGGCCAUAGAGGCGGGUGGUGUUGGCAGGGAACUAGAAAGCGGCACAGAAAGAGAAGGUUGAGAGGAGAGUGUUCAUUUAGUUGCUGAUAACUGUCGAGAGAUUCACACCGCAACCAGACGACACUUAUUUGUUCCCCAGCCAGGAGAAGACCGAAUCAUGGGAUCUGAAAUCGAGCUGACCUUCACCGAGGACCUCCAGCUUACGGAGGUCAUGCGUAUGCGUGCGCAGUCGCUGCAGCAGAAGGGUCAGAAAAGACAGGACGGGGAGAGGUUGCUUCUUCCUCACGAGGCCGUCUACCGCCUCGAAUUCGACGAGCAGGAGUUGACGUUCUCGCACUGGAACGUGAUCUUGCGAGGAACCGGCCGUCUCACGGUCACGGGCAUCUCUCAGCUCUGGACUCCCGACUUGACCAACCUGAUGACCAGGCAACUGCUGGAGCCCAUCGGACAGUUCUGGAGGAACGCCGGGGAUCCGGAGGAUUCGCCCAUUAAAUGUCUCGAGGCGGACAUCCAAGAGUUCGGAGAGAGGAUAGCGGAGAUGGCGCAGGUGCGGAAGGUGAUGUACUUCCUGUUUGCCUACAAGGAAGGGGCUGAAAAAGACAAGAUCUCCUGCUCUUUGGUCUUCAACAAAAAGGAGUGACAUUAGAUUUCUAAAAGUCUAGCUUCUUUCUAUAAUGGUCAGUCACAUCUAUUUUCUUCUACCAACUAAUGAAAACCUUUAAUGUGUAUUCACUUUUUAAUGUGUGCUUGAUGUACCAUUUUCAUUAGUUGUUCUCUAGUCUAGGAAAAAUCAAUUAAAUGACAUUUACUGUUAGUCACGCAAACAGAUAAACUUUAGACACAACUUUCCUGCUAUGUCAUUAUGAUACUUUAUGAUAAAAUAUUGGUAAUGCAAAUUUCUUUUACAGUGA
Paramisgurnus dabryanus is the source of this 960-nucleotide messenger RNA. It is a transcript of the gene ompa, whose product is annotated as olfactory marker protein a. Lineage: Eukaryota; Metazoa; Chordata; Actinopteri; Cypriniformes; Cobitidae. Gene Ontology annotation, biological process: sensory perception of smell; signal transduction. The record is from RefSeq and is a predicted model, not a curated record.